Dromiciops gliroides (monito del monte) is the source of this 4330-nucleotide messenger RNA. RefSeq names its product sushi domain containing 1 (gene SUSD1). NCBI's taxonomy places the organism in Eukaryota, Metazoa, Chordata, Mammalia, Microbiotheria, Microbiotheriidae. The record is from RefSeq and is a predicted model, not a curated record. Gene Ontology annotation, molecular function: calcium ion binding. Bases 150 to 2603 code for a protein of 817 amino acids. The transcript is spliced from 18 exons.
CUUCUGCUACCCCUCCCUGGGGGGCGGAGGAGGGUUUAUCAGACCUCUCCGGAGAAGCCCAGUCCCCAGUCCGGGCGAGAUACAUAGGGCCCUGCAUUCUCCCCCACCUCAAGAGACGCUGCUAAACCUAGCACAGGGGAGCCAACGGUAUGGUCCGGGAGGGCAGGGACCCCUGGAGAGGCAUCUGCAGUAACGGCCCUUUCCCCUUGCUUCAGGGGCAGCAGGGCCGGCUUCUCCUCCUUCUCCAGCUGCUGCUGGUGCAGCUGUUGCGCCCAGCCAGCCGCGCCCUGGGCGCCCCGGUUUCAGAUGUCUGUGCCACUUGCCAUGUCCAUGCCACCUGUCAGCAGAGAGAUGGGAAGGAGAUCUGUAUCUGCAAUUACGGAUUUGUUGGCAAUGGGAGGACCCAGUGUCACGAUAAAGAUGAGUGUCAGUUUGGAGCCACUGUGGUCUGUGGGAACAAAACAUCGUGCCAUAAUACACUUGGAGGCUUUUAUUGCAUUUGUCUGGAAGGAUAUCGAGCAACAAACAACAACAAGACAUUCAUUCCCAAUGAUGGCACUUUUUGUGCAGACCUGGAUGAAUGUGAAGUACCAGACAUCUGUGGUCCUGGGGGACAGUGUGUGAAUACUCAGGGAAGCUUUGAGUGCUAUUGCAAGGAUGGAUACCUUCCCCUAAAUGGGGCACAACCUUUCCACCCUACGAGGGACAGUACAUCAUGUACAGAAAUAGACUGUGGGACACCUCCAGAGCUUCCAAAUGGCUACAUCAUCGGCAAAUAUGCAUCUAAACUGGGUGACCAAGUUCACUAUGCUUGUAAAGAAGGAUUUUACAGUGACCAGGAAGAGAGUGUGACAAGUUGUACCGCUGGUGGCACCUGGGAGACCCCAAAGAUACACUGUCAAGCUGUGGACUGUGGGGUUCUGCCUUCCUUCCCAAAUGCCUUUCCAACUCUUCUGAACAACACCACAUAUGGAAGUCGAGUUGUGUACGAAUGCUGGAAGGGGUACGUGCCAGAGACCAGCAACACUGUUGUUUUUUGCAACACCCAAGGACAAUGGGAAGGCCCGUCUCUCAUGUGCAGAGAGAUAGAGUGUGGCAGCCCACCAGUGAUCCAGAAUGCAAUCCUUGUAGGGAACUACAGUUCUAACCUGGGAAGUGUGGUCUACUAUACUUGUAUAGAUGGUUUUGAGAGCACUGGAGGGAACCUCACCUCACUUUGCACAGCAGAAGGUACCUGGAGGAAAACCAGCUUAUAUUGCACAGAAAAAAAGGCAUCGAUUACAAAUGUGUCUGUGUUUAAUAAUACCUGUGUGAAGUGGAGUGUAAGCCCAGGAAGAGAGGACGUGAAGAUGGUAUAUCUGAUACACGUUAAAGAGCAGCAACAGCACCAGACAGAGUUUCUCCAUGAGGACUUGUUGAACUUUACCACAAGUGCUCAAGAACCUGAGGUCUGCCUAAAUCUGCAUAAGGGUACCAACUAUACCCUGACCAUUAAGAUCACCUUUCCUAGGCUCUCUGAGCCUGUAACUGCCAGGAUCCAAACAGCUGAUGAUGGUGGAUUCUUCGAUGUGUUGCUGUUUAAUGAAACUUGUUUGAAAUGGAAGAAGCUUCCUAGAGAUGCUGCAGAAGAGCAAAUGUACCAGUUUCAUGUUCUGGGACAAAGAUCGUAUCAGAGUAAUUUUUAUCAUGAGGCAUCAUUUAACUUUACUACGAGAGAAAGAUUUCCAGAGCUGUGUUUAGAUCUGUACCCAAGAACUUAUUACACAGUUAAUAUCACCACUGUGGCAUUUCCAAAACACUCAGCGCACAUCAUCAUAGCAACACCAAGAUCAGUAAAGCAAAUCAUCAGUAACAUUUCAGUUCUUAAUGAAACCUGCUUGAAGUGGAAGAGAAAUAUGAAGAUGGCUGAUUCAGAGGAGAUGUAUUUAUUCCACAUAUGGGGCCACCGAGGGUAUCAGAAGGAAUUUGACCAGGAAGUGUCAUUUAACCUGACCACUGAUAGUCAGGCUCCUGAGGUGUGCCUAGAUCUGUACCCAGGCACCAACUACACCAUAAACAUCACGGCUGCUUCCUCUGGACUUCCUGUGCUGGUCUCCCUUAUGACCCAGAUAACUGAGCCUCCCAUUCCAGACAUAGAAUUUAUUGCAGUACAAGAUGGUCCUUUACCACCUCUGAGUCUGUGGAAAGCAGAGAACAGAAAUGGACCCAUCAGUUCCUAUCAAGUGUUGGUGCUGCCCUUGGCUCUCCAAAGCAAGUUUCCCUGUGAUUCUAUACAGGAUACCACUUUCUUUAGCAAUGACUCAAGUACCAAGGGAUAUGUGGCUGCAGAAUUCCUGGCCAAAGACAUCCCUGAUGUCCGAGAAAUCUCCCUUGGAGACAGACUGUACUAUGGGAAGUUUUACAAUGCACCCUUGAAACCAAGAAAUGAUUACUGCAUUAUAUUGCGGAUCACCAGUGAAUGGAAUCAGGUGAGAAGACAGUCCUGUGUAGUCUGGGCUGAAGUGAAAGAUUCAUCUCUCACUUUGCCCCAGAUGAUGGGUGUUGGAUUGGGAUCCAUAGGCGCUGUGGUCAUUUUAGUGCUUAUCUCUUUCUCAGUAGUAUGAAAGUCAGCCAGCUUUGGGGUCAGGAAUCGCUUCUGAAGAUCACACAGAACCUACCUCAAAUGCAUCCUGAAAGUGAAGCAAGCUGAAAAUGAGAAGCAGGACCUGACCAAAAUGAAUCUGUAUCAUUGAAGGGUGGUGAUCAAGGAAGAGAAAUCCUUGGACACAAUUCCAUGAAAGAGUCAAACUGUUUAAGGCAACUUUAGAUAUCCAUAGACGGUCGUUGGCUUACGUAGGGAGAGCAAUAGCGGCGAUAGACAUUAAACAAACCUGGUCCAGUUUACUGUGUAUGUAACCCUAUUCUGGUUGCUAACAAUUUGGGAGGGGAGGGACAUUUAUAAAAUGCUGUCAGACGGAGCAGUAAAUGUUAUUGGCAAAGCAAGCUGCUUGGCAGAAAAUUGGAAGGAGGAUUAAUAGAGCGUGGAGAUGAGGAUAGGGAUCCGACUAAUGAUUUCAUGGGUACAGAGGUCUCCCAGGUGAGUUCAUCCUCUACUCAGUGAUCAAAUCAAUCAUCCUAAAGGGAAGUUCUGAUCACAUCUGCCCUCCUAUUCAAUAAACUCCAGUGACUCCCUCUUAUCUCCAGAAUAAAAUAAAUGCUACCUUUCCAAUGUUCUUACACCUAACUCCCCUCUUCCAUGUUUCUUUGAUCUGGGGACAUUGACCUCCUUGUUGUUCUUCAUGCAAGGCGUUCCACCUUCUGCAAGAAGCCUUUCUUGACCCCCUUUAAUGCUAGUUUCUUCCCUCUGGGCUGAUCUCCAAUUCAUCCUGUAGAUAGCUUAAUUGUACACAGUUGCUUGCAUGUUGUCUCCCCUAUUAGAUUGCAAGCUCCUUGAGAAAAGGACUUCUUUUUGCUCUCCCCUCCUUUUAUUAUCCUUAGGGUUUAUACAAUGAAUGCAAUACAGUAGGUAAUUAAUAACUGUUUCUUGAUUUGAUGAAACUUCCUCUCCCAAGGUAGAUCAGCAUCUUCCCUCUCUCUAACAGUCUUAGAGAGUUACCUAAAGAAUUAAGAGAUUAAGUGACAUGCCUAGGUUCCAAAGGAAAUUAUGUGUCAGGGAUGAAACUCGAGUUCACUAUCUACUAUGCCAUACUGCCUCAAUCAGGAGAGCAUGCCAAGAAAUGGCCCAAUCCGCUGGAAGAGCUGCCUAGAAGUACUGGGAUAAACUGUGGCAUGAGAAGCUGCAAUCUCUUCUCAAUGUACCAGUUCCACAUUCUCCCCACUUGCCUGUGCACUGUAGCUGUCUUUCAGGAGGCUUAAAAACUUUACCCUGGACACAUAAGUGGAAAGAACAGAGAAAGGAAUAGUUGGAGGUAAAAAAAAAAACAACCCUGAAUUCAAAUUCCAGUUCUAAUAUUUACUAGCUUUGUGACCUCACGCAGGUCAUUUCAUUUUUCUGAGCCUCAGUUUGCUAAUCUGUCAAAUGGGACAAGCAGUACUUUCAUUCUCUAACUCACCAGAGUACUCUCUCUAACUCACCAGGUUGUUGUGAGGAUCAAAUGAGAGAAUGAUCCAUGAGAGUAGACACUGCAUUUACAAUAAAGUCCUACGUGAGAUUUUUAUAAAAGCCAUACAUAACUUGGACAGGGUGACAGGGCUUAGUCCAAUGAUGUCAAAAUUUAGAGGAAUUGAAUACACUUACAGUUUUUCAACAAUGUGGAAACAACUGAACUUAGCCCCUGAUUAGCAAGAAAAAUUAGUUAAAAUAGGAAACAUCUGGAAAGCAGGCUUCCCU